AUGCCACUUUGGCUCAUUUACCACCCUCCCGGCACUUUUGAGGACGCCAGCUCAAAGCAAGCCCUGACCAAGGACGUGAUGAAGAUAUACACUGGGAUCGGUCUUCCUCCUUUUUAUGUGGUUGUCAACUUUAUCAAACUCUCAACUGAAGAUAUCUGGGUUGGCGGGGAAAGAAGAACCGAGAACCCGUUUAUUCGGAUCUCAAUCGAACACAUUGCUGUUCGACUUGAAAAUGAUGACCACGCUUAUAAGCGCACCACCAACGCGAUUGCAAAGGCUUUGAAGCCCCAUGUUGCCGACAAGGGUUAUGACUGGGAGUUCCACAUCGACGAGACCGAAAGAAGACUAUGGAGGAUCAAUGGAAUGAUUCCUCCUCCGUUUGGGAGUGAGAUAGAGCAGCUGUGGACGACGGAAAAUAGACCAAGUCUAUAUGAUGGCGCCCACUAA
This is a messenger RNA of Penicillium mononematosum, 447 nucleotides long. Its product is annotated as tautomerase family protein. The record is from RefSeq and is a predicted model, not a curated record. The transcript has a single exon. The coding region runs from base 1 to 447 and encodes 148 amino acids. NCBI's taxonomy places the organism in Eukaryota, Fungi, Ascomycota, Eurotiomycetes, Eurotiales, Aspergillaceae.